Molecule: messenger RNA, 1706 nt
Organism: Striga asiatica
Lineage: Eukaryota; Viridiplantae; Streptophyta; Magnoliopsida; Lamiales; Orobanchaceae
Source: the annotation of a GenBank genome assembly
UCCAAUGAGAUUGAUAUUCUUCAAUCCCUCGAUAUUUUCAUUUGGUGGCUUGAUAAAAGUAGUCUUUAAACCGAAUUUCUGUCAUGUUAUGUCUUCUUCUGGUAGUUAGAUAUCUUCUACAGAAGUUGCCAUUUGCUUAUGUGCAAGCAAUCUUUACUGUUUGCAGACUCUGUCUUGCAUGCCGUAGGAAGUUGGGCAUAGAUUGGGUUCCAGCAAGUGUGUAGGGUUGUCGUGCACAGUAUUUUAAGCCUCAAAAAGAAAUUUCAUCUGCUGUGUGAUUCUGAGUUCGCAUCAUCGUCAUCGUCAUGGCAGAUAAUCAAAUCCCGAUUCUGGCAAAAGAUACUUAUCAGCACCCGCUGCAGAAGCUGAAGCGUGUGCACUGGUGGAUUCUGGUCGUCCUCAACAUAACAUUCCUCCUCGUGGGCCAAGCUGCUGCUGUCCUCUUGGGUAGAUUCUAUUACGAGAAAGGCGGAAACAGUAAAUGGAUGGCCACUUUAGUCCAGACAGCCGCUUUCCCGGUUCUCCUCGUGCCCUACUUUUUCCUGCGUGACGAGCCUCAGCCUCUGUUGGCCCCACCUUCGUUGCUCGUUUUAACUGCAGUAUACAUCGUGAUUGGGGCCGUGGUUGCUGGAGACAACAUGCUCUACUCUGUUGCCCUCUCAUACCUCUCGGCCUCCACUUACUCUCUCAUCUGUGCCACCCAGCUGGCCUUCAACGCCAUCUUCUCCUUCUUCAUCAACCGCCAAAAGUUGACUGCCCUCAUAUUCAACUCGGUGGUCAUCCUCACUUUGUCGGCCGUCCUUCUUGGCAUCAACGAGGACUCGGACAGGCCUUUCGGGGUCACCACCCGCAAAUACAUAACUGGGAUCAUCACAGCCGUUGCCGCCAGUGCCCUCUAUUCUCUCCUGCUGUCCGUAAUGCAGCUGACGUUCGAAAAAGUCUUGAAGAAGGAGACUUUCGGGGUCGUUCUUGAAAUGCAGAUGUACACUGCGGUUGUGGCGACUUGUGUGGCGGUCGUGGGUCUUUUCGCGAGCGGGGAAUGGAGGAGUCUCGGGGGCGAAAUGGGUAAUUUUGCGAGCGGGAGGUUCUCGUACGUGAUGACGCUCGUUUGCACGGCAGUGUCGUGGCAGGUCUGCUCGGUGGGGGUCGUGGGCUUGAUCUUCGUGGUCUCGUCACUUUUCUCGAAUGUCAUUAGUACUCUCUCGCUGGCCGUCACGCCGAUAGCAUCGUUGCUCGUUUUCCAUGAUAACAUGAAUGGUGUGAAGAUUGUUGCCAUGUUGAUGGCGUUUUGGGGAUUUGGGUCUUACAUCUAUCAGAAUUAUAUUGACGAUCUAGAGUUGAGGAAGAAUAUGAGGGGUGGUGAUGAUGUUCCGUAAUCAUUCUUUUGCUCUAUACAUACUGUCAAAGAAUGUUGGAUUUCAUUGUUUUUUUUUUUUACUAUGAGGUCAUAAUUGAGACAGUUUGAUUGUUAGUAUAUUGUGAUUUGUGAUAGUUUUUGCUCCUCGUAUGUGCUGUUGGUUUUUGGAUUAUAAAACAAGUUCUGAGAAUCUUAACGAGGGUAUCAACUAUCAAAGUUAUGUUCUUACCGAUGUUUGAUUGAUGAGUGUUGAGUUGAAAACUAUAUAUUUAUUCAGCUUUAGUUCAAACAAACAAUUUCAUGCAGGUGGUUUCGUAAUAUACACAUAUACGUAGUUGGUUUCCUUCCC